Molecule: messenger RNA, 4418 nt
Organism: Nycticebus coucang (slow loris)
Lineage: Eukaryota; Metazoa; Chordata; Mammalia; Primates; Lorisidae
Gene: PRSS12
Product: serine protease 12
Exons: 11
Coding region: 130-2451 (773 amino acids)
Biological process (GO): proteolysis
Cellular component (GO): membrane; dendrite; terminal bouton
Molecular function (GO): serine-type endopeptidase activity
Source: RefSeq, a predicted model, not a curated record
UCUGCGCUCGGGGGCGGGAGCGGGCUGGGGGAUUCCAAGGACGCGGCAGCCCGCUCCGCCCCCUCCUCUCCUCCCUUCUCGAACCUGAGGAGCCUCGGAGUAUGGACCAAACCCCGCAGCGCUGGCACCAUGACGCUCGCCCGCUUCGUGGUGGCUCUUGUUUUAGGGGCGCUUUCCCAAGUGAUAGGCUUUGAUCCGGUCUUCAAUUACCCGCUCCACCACCGCCACCGCCACCGCCACCGCCAUUCACCCUCCGCGGGUCCCCAGUACCCUCAUUACCUUCCGUCCCAGCAGCGACCACAGAGGACACCGCUGCCACCCCUUCUCCUGCGCCCCCCGCGUCCCCCGCGGGCGCUCCCCGCGCAGCGCCUGCAAGCCUUCCAGGCUGGACACUCGCCCCGCCCGCACCCCGGGGGCUGCCCCUCGGGCGAGCACUGGGUCAACGUGACGGACUUCGGAGCCCCCUGUCUGCGCUGGGCAGAGGUGCCACCCUUCCUGGAGCGCUCGCCCCCGGCGGGCUGGGCUCAGCUGCGCGGGCAGCGCCACAGCUUCUGUCGGAGCCCCGACGGCACGGGCAGACCCUGGUGCUUCUAUGGGAACGCCCAGGGCAAGGUGGACUGGGGCUACUGCGACUGCAGACGCGGCCCGGUGUUCCCAGCCGUCCGCCUUGCUGGAGGGAGCAGUGUUCACGAAGGCCGGGUGGAGCUGUACCACGCUGGCCAGUGGGGGACCAUCUGUGAUGACCAAUGGGAUGACGCAGAUGCGGAAGUGAUCUGCAGGCAGCUGGGACUCAGUGGCAUUGCCAAAGCAUGGAAUCAGGCAUAUUUUGGAGAAGGAUCUGGCCCAGUAAUGUUGGAUGAAGUGCGUUGUACUGGGAAUGAGCUUUCCAUUGAGCAAUGUCCAAAGAGUUCCUGGGGAGAACAUAAUUGUGGCCAUAAGGAAGAUGCUGGAGUGUCCUGUACCCCUGUUACAGACGGGGUCAUCAGACUUGCAGGUGGGAAGGGCAGCCACGAGGGUCGCUUGGAGGUGUAUUACAGGGGACAGUGGGGCACUGUCUGUGAUGAUGGCUGGACGGAGCCGAAUACAUUUGUGGUUUGUCGACAGCUGGGAUUUAAAUAUGGUAAACAAGCCUCUGCAACCCAUUUUCAAGAAAGCACAGGUCCCAUCUGGCUGGAUGAUGUCAGCUGCUCAGGAAAGGAAACCAGCUUCCUUCAGUGUUUCCGGAGACCGUGGGGAAGGCACGACUGCAGCCAUCGGGAAGACGUUGGUGUCGCCUGCUACCCUGGUGGCGAUGGACACAGACUUUCCCUGGGUUUUCCUAUCAGACUGAUGGAUGGAGAAAAUAAGAAAGAAGGACGAGUGGAGGUUUUUAUCAAUGGCCAGUGGGGAACAAUCUGUGACGAUGGAUGGACUGAUAAGGAUGCAGCUGUGAUCUGUCGACAGCUUGGCUAUAAGGGUCCAGCCAGAGCAAGAAGCAUGGCCUAUUUUGGGGAAGGGAAAGGACCUAUCCAUGUGGAUAACGUGAAGUGCACAGGAAAUGAGAGGUCCUUGGCUGACUGUAUCAAGCAGGACAUCGGAAGACACAACUGCCGCCACAGUGAAGAUGCUGGAGUUAUUUGUGAUUAUUUUGGCAAGAAAGCAUCAGGUAACAGUCAUAAAGAGUCCCUCUCAUCUGUCUGUGGUGUGAGAUUACUGCACCGUCGGCAGAAGCGGAUCAUUGGUGGGAAAAAUUCCUUAAGGGGCGGCUGGCCGUGGCAGGUGUCCCUCCGGCUGAAGUCAUCCCACGGAGAUGGCAGGCUCCUUUGUGGGGCUACACUCCUGAGUAGCUGCUGGGUCCUUACAGCAGCACAUUGUUUCAAGCGAUAUGGUAACAGCACAAAGAACUAUGCUGUUCGAGUUGGAGAUUAUCACACCCUGGUGCCAGAGGAGUUUGAAGAAGAAAUUGGAAUUCAACAGAUCGUGGUUCACCAGGAGUACCGACCAGACAGCAGUGACUAUGACAUUGCCCUGGUGAGAUUACAAGGACCAGAAGAGCAAUGUGCCAGAUUUAGCAGCCACGUUUUGCCAGCCUGUUUACCACUCAGGAGAGAGAGGCCACAGAAAACAGCCUCCAAUUGUUACAUAACAGGAUGGGGUGACACAGGAUGGGCAUAUUCAAGGACACUACAACAAGCAGCCAUCCCCUUACUUCCCAAGAGGUUUUGUGAAGAACGUUACAAAGGCCGGUUUACAGGGAGAAUGCUCUGUGCUGGAAACCUCCAGGAACACAGACCUGUGGACAGCUGCCAGGGAGACAGCGGAGGACCACUCAUGUGCGAACGGCCUGGAGCCAGCUGGGUGGUGUAUGGGGUGACCUCUUGGGGAUACGGCUGUGGAGUCAAAGAUUCUCCUGGUGUUUAUACCAAAGUCUCAGCCUUUGUACCUUGGAUAAAAAGUGUCACCAAACUAUAAUUCUUCAUGGAAACCUGAGAGAGAAUAGUAUUUAAAUUGAACUUUUAAGUUCCACUAUGGACAGCCAGUCAGAGAUGACAACUAAUGGGGAUAGAGAUCCUUUGCUUCAUGUUGUGAUAAAAAUUGUGUACCUUUUGCUGCUUUUGAAAGAAUUUGUGAUGUGAACAUUUUUGGUUAGAUACCUCAGUGUAAUAUUACCCUUAAUUAAGAUUGCCUACCAAAUUUCACUGGAGACUAAAAUUCUCAUUUGAACCUUAUUUAUCUAUUUGCCUAUUUCUCAUCCUUCUCCAGAAGGUACUGUACAUUCAUUUUGCAAUAAGACUAUUUUAAAAUUUAUCUGCAUUGAGACCUCCAUGUAAUUCAAUCAAUCAUGGUACUAUAUCAAUUUAUAGUAAGUGCCCAUUAUUUGACACAUAAAAAAACCCACUUUACUACAUUUAAAAGAGUGGAAUUCGUUGUUAAGUGAGGAAAUCAAGUACCAAGAGAUCCCAUUACAAAUUUCCAGAAUAGGAUCACUAAGCCACAAGGGCAUUUACCUGUUAAGAUACAUUCCCAAAUGAAAUGAUGUUUAUUUGGAGGUAAGUAUCCUUGUUAAGUACCAAGUACUACAAAAACAUAGCAAGACCUCACCUAUAAAAAAUAAUUCUGCUUCUAGCUACUGUGCAUGAAGUACUAGCAAAAUUUAAAAGGAUUUCUGGUAUCCUAAGAACUACUAGUUGGAUAUACGACCAAUUUUAUCCAAACAUGUUAAAACGAUCUGAUCACUUUUUCAGCAAUCUCUCUACACUCUAUAACUUAGUGUAGAAUAAAAAAUGUUAAUGCUUCCUUAGCACCAUGCUCCCUAUGGUUAGAGCGCCAUCUAUUGAAAUAUUCCUGUAAUUGGUUUUAUGUAUACCUGCAGGUUUUCCAAAAAUAACCUGAUACAAUCCAAUCGCAAAACACUAGUAACUGAAAAUUCAGUAGUACAUACUUUCCUGGUCUAUAUAUUUUACAGUUUUAAAAUAACCAUGUCAAUCCACUUAACACAUACACCAACAAUAGCAUACGCCAGGCGCUGCAUUAGAUGGCUGUGCCUCACUAUUUGUAAAAGUCCAGUAAGGUUUUACAACAGAGAAAACACUUUAGCUCAAGGUGAGAUAAUGGGAGAAAAUUUGAUUCCAAACUCCAAGGAAAGGAGUCUCAAUGCUGACAAGUUCUUCCUCAUGGUUCUCCUACCCCAUGGUAGGGGACAGCUAAUUCUGUAUAUUUACAGGACAUUCUUGGUAGUAAUUCACAAUCUUUGCUCAAACAUAACAGGCACACUCAAGAUAAUACUUCCACAUAUGAAUCCUUCCUCAAAUGACUAGUAGCUUAACAGGCGAAAAGGUUAACAUGAACUUUAGGAUAGUUAUAAUCCUGCCAUGAAGUAACUUUACUGGUUUCCUUUCUUCAUCAAAUAAUGCCCUUUUUGUAAUCUCCAAUUUGUAAAGACUGGUGCAAACCUGAAGGUGCUUAAUAGGUCUGCUCUGCAAAUUUGUGAUGCUGCCAGGCAGAACAGCAUUAAAAUUUUUCUAAAAAGCCCAUAAUUUUGAUACUUUUUAAGCAGCAUUUAGGUGAUAGAGCUACAUGUGGCAAGCACCUGCAGGAGAGCUUGGGAAAAACGUGCAAUAUAGUUGAGAAAAAUCUUUACGGAAACUCUCUCAGGCUGCCUUUGACAUUGCCAGUGCAAACCACAUCUAUGAUUAAGUAGACUGGCAAACCUAAGAGGCAGUACACCGGCAGUCUGCUCAAUCUUGAAAUAUUACAUAACAUGCUUUUAUCAUAGCCAAUUUUGUCAUGUGACUUUUUAAAGGUAAAACCCUUUAGUGCGCAUUUGUGUAAAUAAAGUGUGUAACUUUUCUCCUUAUACAGUUGCCUUGACAUUUUGUGUGGUUGUCUGCUCCCUCCCUUGGUGUUAACCUCGUAAUUUUUAUGGUGUUUUUCCAAAU